Molecule: messenger RNA, 993 nt
Organism: Sclerotinia sclerotiorum 1980 UF-70
Lineage: Eukaryota; Fungi; Ascomycota; Leotiomycetes; Helotiales; Sclerotiniaceae
Exons: 1
Coding region: 1-993 (330 amino acids)
Source: RefSeq, a predicted model, not a curated record
AUGGAGGAUCUGUCUCUCCAUAGCCACCAUGGUCUUCUAGAGCGAUACGAGAAUACAAAUGCCAAUUCUUUCUGUGAAAUGUCAGCAAUGACACAAGAUAUGUUGACAGAUUUCCAAGAAUCCAACAUGUUCUUCGGUUUUGAUAAUGGGAAGGUGAUGGCCGAAGCAAACCCCGCUCUCGCCUUCAACAGCUUUCAAGGCUACGCACCUGCCACCUUUGGGUCGCUUGAUUCACAAUGUCCUUCGAGUGAUAUCCCAUCUUUGAUGGAUGAUUUGUGUUCGCCAGCGGCCACAUCCGAAUCAUCGACAGCCAUGAACUUUGUGGACCCGACACAAACGACGUUGAUCGACACACUUGCCGAUUUUCAGUCAUCUCCCAUAGGCCCUCUCACGCCUGUGAAGUUUGGCACUCCUUCAUCAGACUUCAAUGCUCAAGGAUCAUUCAAUAAUUCCCCCGCAGGGACAUCCAGUACAGGAUAUCUGCUUCCUCCGCAAAAUUACCGGGACCUCAGACAUAAUUUGAUCUCUCCAGUACGACAGCAACACCUCCGAAGGCCAUAUUUUGAGUCACCUGAAAGCACAGCUGCUCCUCAAAAAAUCCAAGCAACAACACCCACAAGAGCAGCAGCCCGCAGAAAUAUAAAGCGAGAACCAACACUAUCCAUACGAAUAGAAAACAGUGCCAAGCUACCAUGCCCGCAUCCUGGAUGCGACAAGAAGUUUCAAAGAAAAGAACAUCUCAAAAGACAUGAAGUGAUACACAACCCCCUUGCUCUCAAAUACCCAUGUCCCUUCUGCGAAAGAAAAUUCGGUCGCACGGAUAACUUGAAACCCCACAUCGAACGCCAUGGAAGGGUAGAUAGAAAGGCUGCUCGAGUUGCAUUUCAUCCAGAUGCGGAGAUGGCGGUUACGACCCUGGCAAGAAAGAGUCGUAAGACCAAAGGCUUGGAUGCGAAAUCCCUGUCGUCGAGGACGAGAUUGAGUGGUUGUUAA